UCUAUGGAGUGUUUACGCAUGGCGCCUUGUUUUUAUUCUUGUUUAUAGUCGUGAAGCAGAUAUGGGAAUUAAGCGGAUAGUUACCUUUUGUCAGGUACAAUAAUAGUGGAAUUUUGCUGCGAUCUUGGCCGUGCAUGAAAUAUAUCCGUAUUGUGCGUGUCGGUGGCUGUGUGACAUUGCAAUGCGACCUAAUGUUAUAAGAAAUAUUUAUAUUCCAGUGUCAUUUUUUACCUUCUAUUAUAACCUCUUAUGUAUGAACCACGGAUUUUGUAUAUUUUGAAGUGAUAGUGUUGCAUUAUUACAAUGAUUUUGAAUACUAUGUGGCCUAUGUUACUUGAUAUAUCUCGAGAUGAGUGCAAGAGAAUUCUCAGGAGAUUAGAACUAGAAGCGUAUAGUAGCAUAGUGUCAGCAUUACGUGCUCAAGGUGCUUUGAGUAAAGAGAAACGUAAAGUUCUACAAGAUUUAGCCAGCAUUCUCAACAUUUCAUUAGAGAGGCACAGAGCAGAAGUGAGAAGAGCAGUUAAUGAUGAAAAGUUAGCCACUAUUGCUGAACAUAUGGCUGGGCCAAACACGAGCACAGAAUGGGCAAUAGAAGGUCGCAGACUGAUCCCUUUAAUGCCUCGACUUGUUCCUCAGACAGCUUUCACGGCCUUGGCAAAUAAAAUGGCUAACAUCACUGCUACAGAAAAUGCCAAGCUACCUCCACCUGAACAGACAUUAAGAUUAAAAGGGUCUAAUGAAGAGACAAUGUCUUUGGAAAUGCCUCGACAUGAUACAAUAGGCACUGCCAGGCAUUUGGGAAGCCCUCCCGGCUCACAACUUCACUCUGGAAAGCGAACAGAGAAGGAGGAGGAACGAUCUGUGAAACGUAGAUGUCACUCUUCAUCUUCAGAGUACAUAUCCCCUGGACCAGGUGUAGCUAUAUCUCCACCCCUGCGAGCCAAGAUGAGUGCCGUCACUCCACCAUCACAAAUUUUUAAUCAACAACUGCAAAAAUUGCCAAGUCAGCCACAGCAUUUAGUGCAACAGCAAUUGCAAGUACCUUCACAACCGCCAACACAUUUCCAAUCGGUUCUUACCCAUCACUCCCAGAGUCAGCAGAAUGAACCUCUCUCAACUCAAUCUCAACUGUUGCUUGCACAAAAGACUCAACCAACAGAAACAUCACAUUUCCAAACCCAGCAGCUGCAGCAAAAACAGCCACUGCAGCACCAGCAGAAAGCACAGCAACAUCAAAUACCAAAACAUCCAAAGCCCUCAUCACCAUCAUCCCCACAACAAGCCUCAGCCCCUUCCCCGUCUUCUCCUUCUUUUCCUUCUCAGCCAACAGCAGCAGCUACAACAACUGCAGCGGCACCACCGCUGCCAGCAGUAGUAACAACAAUAACAUUAGCAGCAAUAACAACAUCUACUACUGCUUCAACAACAGCUACACUUCCACCAAAAACCUCACCACCAUCAACUGCACCAACUUUAUCAUCAUUUCAUCAGCAGAAAUUGCAGCAAGAGCGACAACUACAAUCUCAGCAGUCACAACAGCAGCUACAAGUGUCAAGUGUUAGCCAGGAAGUGAAGAAGGAGCUGCAGCAAGUGAAUGUCCAGCCUAUGCAACAAUUGCAAAACUCGACUACUAUUCAAAUGACCCCAGUAAAAAUGCAGGAAGUGUCAGUGGGUGUUCAGGCACCUCAAACUGUUCCUGUACAAGCGCAUGCCCCUAGUCACUCAAGAGUGAUUUCAGGUGGAAGUGGUCCUGUCAAGAUCACUUUCACAUCCUCUGCAGGUCGCUCAGCCCAGCUCAGCAACAUUGCUACCCCUACAACCACUACUCUCACAACCACCUCUCCUGCACCAACAACCCAAAAGGUGAUCAUUGUUCAGAGCUCUGGGCCAGGGGGGGUUGGGCCUCCGAGCAUCCUGCAACGCUCGCUCACUGUUCCUGUGGUGAAGAGCUCCCCAGCGGCGGCUGCUGCAGCAGCUGCGGCUGCUGCUGCUGGAGGAGGUCCCAAUGCAGCUUCUCGGGCUUCUCUUAUCAUCUCAGGCCCUACUGGAAGCCCUCCAGUUACUCCUACAACUAUAGUCACAAUAUCUACCAAUCCGGUCAACACUAACAAUGUUACUGCCACCACAGUGUCCAUAGGAGGUGUGCCUACAACAGCGUACAUCACUUCACCUGGGAGCAUCCCUCACAUCCGACCCAAAGCUGUUCAGCUGCCAUCACGCAUGCGCCCUCGAGCAGGAUCCAUUGUCAUCCCAGUCACACCAAAUCCUCUUGGAAGUACAGGCAAUCUUCCUGGCGUUACCCUGAAAACUACUCCAGUGCAGAGUUCUCGAUCUGGUGUCCAUGUCAAAACAGAAUGUAGUGGAAUGAAAAUUGUUCCUGUUGCUGCUGGUUCAGGAGGCACCACUAAAAUUCUGCCUAAGCCUUCAUUUGGAUCUACAGGUGGUCAGAGUCCAGUCUAUAUGAUGAGUACUACUACUUCCAGCAUUACUAUGGUGACACGUACCAUUUCUGCUUCAUGUCCUGGGUCUCGCGUAGUGACAGUUAAUGCAACUACUUUGCCUUCAUCUGUGAGUAGUCUGCCCGGCCGCCCUGUUUCAACAACAUUAAUGUCUAAAGCAGCAUCUGGCGUAGGGUCCAGUCGUACACCUACUCAAGGAAAGCCAAACGUCAUUGUUGUGCAGAAAGGCUCAUCUGGGUCUUUUCCACGUGGGGUCACUGUCUCUGGAGGACGAGUGCAAAACUUCCCUGCAACUUUGCAGGAGGUUCUAAACAAAGUAGUUGGCAGCAAAGCUUUGGGUGUGACAGGAAGUGGAAGUAGCAGUUCCCCUCUUGUUACCACAUUAAGCAUGCAGAAAGCUCAGCAACAAGGCCUGCAUUUGCCCACAAAUGCACAGGCUGGGAAUGUUGUAGUGUUGGACCUCAGUCAUGAGAAUGUUGGCAAAAAUAUGGUACUCGCAGAUAUUCUCCAGGCUUCUGGAAUCACUAGUGAGACUGAUGCAGAUUCUGGAGUCAUAGAAAAAGCUGGAGAGAAACAGGGGGAACCAUCUUUAGAUUCAAUAUCAUCAACUCCUUCACUUUCAUCAGAUUCCAGCCAUGCCUUACAGACGGGUGUAUAUUCUAUUAACCCUGAACCUGCAUCAGAUCUAGUCAGUCAAGGCUCUUCUGUCACCAUUGUACCAAGUUCUAGUACAGGAUCUGUGGAUAUUUUUAGCACAGCGCUUGCAUCAGCUGAUAUAAACCUUGACUCGUUUCAGUAUGUGGAAGAUGGGUUAGAAACAAUAACAAGUGGUACACAGCCGGGUAGUAGUAUUGAAGUAACUGUUGGAGAAGAUAAUAAUCAGGUUCAAGUUAUGGGAGAACCAUUACAUUUUCUACAGGACUCAGAUGCAAUUGCAUCAGAGCCUGCUGCUGUAACUGUUGAACCAAGUCACAUAGACACUUCAGGAAUGCACAUUGAAGACUACAGUUCUCAGAAGCUACAAGGGCGUGGCACAGAGUGAGGAUGCUUAGAACUCUUACAUUAUUAACAAGUCAUCUCUUCUGCAAAGACAGUUUAUUGUAUACUACAACAUUAAAAUUACAUUGUUAUAUAAGAUUUAGAUAUAUAUACAGAAGUAUAUAAGUCAAAUUUUUAUCAGUACUCAUGUUUGUAGUGCAACUCUUGUGAAAACUUGCGCAGUUUUUAUUAUAAUUUUAUUUUAACAUUAAGACUGUGCUGCAUUGUGGACUAGUACUGCUACAAGUUGUUUCACCUACUGUACAUGUAUUUGUGCCAAAAUCUUCUCACAAGUGCAGCACAGUCUGCAUACCAAUGUACAGAUUUAAAAUUAAAAACUAUUUUUGCCUAUACUCAAUGUUGAAACUUGACCAGUUUAUACAUUUCCUAGUAAAACAAAGAUUCCUCCAUCAAUUAUUUAGUUUUAAAAGAAAUUGGUCAACAUGUACGACUAUAGAUAUAAAGAGAGCAAACUUCAUAUUGAGCUCGGCUGCAUAUUACUUAAUACAGUGGCUCAUUAGAAUUGUCAAUCUACAAAACAUGACUAUUAAAACAACUACUCCUUUGAAUUAUUUGAAUAUGCACAUGCACACAUACAUACAAAUUGGUAUUUCACAUUAUUCACAGAAAAGUACAAAAUUUACAUUCAUUCAUUUACAAUUCACAAACAUUUAGUCUACAAACGCUUCUCUUGUGAAGAAAAGAUGAGGCCUACACCACAAAAUUCUGGCAGCCAUGUUAGGAAUUCUUUGCCUGCUACUACUUUCAGCAGAGAAGCAACAUCCUAAAAUAUUACCAACUUGCAGCUGCUUAUGUUUCAUUUGACUAGGGAACUACCAUUCCCACAAGUUUUAUUCAGUCUACUUGUCUCGAAUCAUAUUUACUACACUUCACACAAAGCAGAGCUGGCUAUUCAUGCAAGAUAAGUAAUAUAAGGAACUUCUGUCUUGCAUAAAGCCUACCAUAUCAAUAUUAUAUAAAAAUACAACCCAACCACACAAUUUAAAACAUUUGCAAUGUAACACCCGAAGCAUUUUUUCAACAUAACUUCUUGUCUGUUCAGUCUGAGUCGAGGAUAUAUUGCAGUCUUUAGCCUACACUUAUUUCAAUACCUGUCCAAUGGACGGUGCUGAGCACAAACCACACUGCUUCUUUCUCACACACGUACAUACACCCAAUAUAAAAUACGCACAUUGUAUGACUAACUUUUGUAAGGGUGAGUACUUUCCGGAAAGGCAUUGCUAUGGAAGAAAUGCUAGAGUAACUACAAAUCAGUCAUUAAUAAAAGAGCAAGGUCUAUUAAGGAACAAAUCAUCUUUGAAUGUACAGGAAAGUCAAGUGUUAAACACUACCCUCUCAACGUGUCAUGUGAUCUUGGAUGUGUGGAAGGGGAGUAUCUACAUUUUUUAUUUUGAUUUAUCACAGCCUUCCUCUUGCCACCUGGAGAUUGAAUGUUUGCAGUUCUUUUGAAUUUCAAUCUUGGAGAUCUUCGCUUAAAUACUCUAUGGCCUGAUCGUGUAACUCUGUGAAGGCAUUCUAAAUCAGAGUCGUCACCCUCAUAGAAGUCGAAUGGUACAUUUGCCAUAGCUGCAAGUUCUUCUCUUCUUUUCAAAACUUCCUCCAUUGCGUAGGUAAGUGCCCCAAAGGGAGAGGACUCUAACAUUGGACUACAACUUCGACUACUGUCACUACGAGUUUUUCUAAGAGCAGCAGCUCCUGAAGAAUUUCGCUCCUUCUUGCGAGCCAGCACACUUAACAUAGCCGGUGUGGGUCGAGAGGGUGUGGUGGGAGUGUGUUUUCUAACUGGCUCCUCAUUAGAAAGCGGAGGCUCUGCUCUCACUACAGGACGAGACAGCUUUUUCAACUG
Gryllus bimaculatus (two-spotted cricket) is the source of this 5364-nucleotide messenger RNA. The record is from the annotation of a GenBank genome assembly. NCBI's taxonomy places the organism in Eukaryota, Metazoa, Arthropoda, Insecta, Orthoptera, Gryllidae.